This is a messenger RNA of Cataglyphis hispanica, 992 nucleotides long. RefSeq names its product peptidyl-prolyl cis-trans isomerase-like. Gene Ontology annotation, molecular function: peptidyl-prolyl cis-trans isomerase activity. Gene Ontology annotation, cellular component: intracellular membrane-bounded organelle. Bases 37 to 666 code for a protein of 209 amino acids. The transcript is spliced from 3 exons. Gene Ontology annotation, biological process: protein peptidyl-prolyl isomerization; protein folding. The record is from RefSeq and is a predicted model, not a curated record. Lineage: Eukaryota; Metazoa; Arthropoda; Insecta; Hymenoptera; Formicidae.
GGAUCGAUUUCCGGCGGAUUUCCAGGAGCGCAGAAUAUGGCGUUGAGAUCGAUUUGUCGGCUGUCAAUUGAUUCGACCUUCAGGCAGUCGAGCCAUUUCGUAGCCACCGCCCGCUCGAGACGACCGUCCUUCGACACGCUCUUACGAAGCUUUGCCGCAGCAGCUAAGGACAUGGCACUGCCACGCGUUUACUUCGACAUGACCGCGGACGACAAGCCCGUGGGUCGCAUCGUGAUGGAGUUGAGGAAGGAUGUUGUCCCUAAAACGGCGGAGAACUUUCGUGCUCUUUGCACUGGAGAGAAGGGUUUUGGCUACAAGGGUAGCAGUUUCCACAGGGUGAUCCCAAAUUUCAUGUGCCAAGGUGGCGAUUUUACUAACCACAAUGGUACUGGUGGUAAAUCGAUUUAUGGUGCCAGAUUUGACGAUGAGAACUUUAAGCUCACUCAUAGCGAGCCUGGUAUACUUUCUAUGGCGAAUGCUGGGCCCAAUACCAAUGGCAGUCAGUUCUUCAUCACCAGUGCCAAGACCAGUUGGCUUGAUGGAAAACAUGUUGUGUUCGGAAAAGUUAUCGAAGGAAUGGAUGUUGUUAGAAAAUUGGAGGCCAUGGGUUCUCAGAGUGGCAAAACUACCAAAAAGAUCAUAAUAGCAGACUGUGGAGAAUAUUAGAUCAACUAGAUACUGUAAUGAAUGCAUUUUUAUUUAGCUGUUGCAUACAUAUUUACUGUCUUUAUUGCCCUACUUUAUCCAUUUUCAAUGAUCACAAUUCUCUCAUCAAUGCUAAUAAUUUCUCUGAUUGAACACGGAUUGAAAGCUUCAAUGUAAAAACAAACGAAAUUGCUUGAAUUGUUUUUUUUUUUUUAAUUUAAGCUUAUUUUAGUUUUUAUUAGGUGAUAGAAAAUUCUUUGCUUUUUUCUUUUUAAUGAGAAGAAUCUAUCAAUUCCAAGCACUUUUCUGUGCUUUGUUAUACGAUGAAUACAAUCUGUGUUUUUUUU